Molecule: messenger RNA, 1654 nt
Organism: Musca vetustissima
Lineage: Eukaryota; Metazoa; Arthropoda; Insecta; Diptera; Muscidae
Product: organic cation transporter protein
Exons: 10
Coding region: 2-1654 (550 amino acids)
Biological process (GO): transmembrane transport
Molecular function (GO): transmembrane transporter activity
Source: RefSeq, a predicted model, not a curated record
CAUGGAUUUUGACCAAGUUUUAGAAGAAAUUGGCGAAUUUGGUCGUUAUCAGAAAACAAAUUAUUUACUAAUUUGUUUACCGGUCAUGUUUGCAGCAGCCAAUAGCCUUUCAUAUGUUUUUACAGCUGGUACACCGGCGUACAGAUGUCUCAUACCGGAAUGUGAAAAUGCAACGGAGGAAUUGGAUUUGUUUCCCACAUGGAUACAAAAUGCCACACCAGGAGAUGUCGACAAGAAUGGCGUUUUUACACCAAAAACUUGUUAUCGCUAUCGCGUAAAUGACACCUUUAAUGGUGAGACGCCUUCACCAGACACCUGUCCCCGUGAACUUUUUGAAAAAAUCGAACAACGUUGCAAUUCAUGGGUCUAUGAUAGUGAGGAAAAUACUAUUGUUCAAGAGUGGGAGUUAACCUGCAAGGAGAACGCCUGGAAAUUGGCCUUUGUGGGGACAAUGCAUUUUGCGGGCUUAGUUUGCGGUACAGCAUUAUCGGGUUAUUGUGCAGAUCGUUUUGGCCGCAAAAUAAUAUUCAUAAUAUGCAUAAUGUUCAUGGCUGUCACGGGUAUUGCCCAAGGUCUUGCCUGGAAUUAUAAUAGUUUUCUAGUAUUUGCCUUUCUCAAUGCGGUGGGAACUUCAGGAGUAUAUCCCUUGGCCUUUAUCAUUGGUGUUGAAAUGGUGGGACCAAGAAAACGGGAAAUGUCAUCUAUUGUUCUCAAUUAUUUUUAUGCUGUGGGUGAGGCCCUCGUUGGUUUGGCAGCAUGGCUUCUACAUGAUUGGCAACUGCUGCAGUAUGCUUUAUCUGUACCACCUCUAUUUUUCUUGGCAUAUUAUUGGUUUGUCCCCGAAUCGGUUAGAUGGUUGAUUGCUCGAAAUAAACGUGAAAGUGCUGGGAAAAUUAUACGCAAAGCAGCGGAAGUUAAUAAAAAGGAACUGUCCAUGGCAUUAUUGGAUAAUUUUAAAUCCACCACACCAUUAGAAUCCUCGAAAUGUUGUGAUGCAGAUGAUGGCGGCAGUAGUAGCAGGGAGAGUUUGGGUGACAAUACAUCAGAAAUAUGGUUGUCUGUUAAGGAGGUAUUCAAAUCGAAGACGUUAAUUGUUCGUUAUACAAUUUUAUUGUAUAUUUGGGCCAUUAAUGCCGUGGUGUAUUAUGGUCUCUCCCUAAAUUCCACAAAUCUUAGCGGCAAUAAGUACUUAAAUUUCGCCUUAGUUUGCCUGGUAGAAAUUCCUGGUUAUUCCCUAGCUUGGUUUUCUUUGCGCAAAUUUGGCCGCCGUUUUUCAUUGACCGGUUCUUUGUUCCUAUGUGCCGUGACAUGUGUGGCUGGUGGUUAUAUAACUCAAGGUUCCACCUGGGCCAUUGUUAGCCUUUUUCUGAUUGGAAAAUUGGGUAUAACCUCUUCGUUUGCUGUCGUCUAUGCCUAUACGGCGGAAAUGAUGCCAACGGUUAUACGCAGUGGUGGUGUGGGUGUUAUGUCAACAUUUGCCCGUUUUGGUGCCAUGCUGGCACCCUUUGUGCCGCUAUUGGGUACCUAUUAUGAAGCUCUGCCAUUAUUGUUAUUUGGUGGUGCCUCCCUGACAGCUGGUUUAUUGGGUUUACUAUUACCCGAAACAUUCCAAAAGAAAUUACCAGAUACGGUUGCUGAAGCCUGCCCCAAGUAA